CAUCGAAACGCGUGGAAUUCUGUGAGGAUGUUUCCCCCAGUUCGGCUGAUGCACGGUGACUGUGCUGCCAAAGCCUCCCGAUGAAUCUGGGAAUGCUAUAUUUUCCUUUCUCUGGUUUCUUUUGCAGAUUGUGCAGAAGAAGAUGUUCGGUCCCAUCUGGAAGAACAAGUUUGGCCCCAUCACUGUCGUCAAUGUGGCCACAGCUGAUUUGAUUGAGCAGGUUUUGCGGCAGGAGGGUAAAUACCCAGUGCGGGCCCAUAUGCCACACUGGAGGGAGUACAGAGAGUUGAGAGGGCAAGCUUAUGGACCGCUUUGUGAGUAUGGGGAGAAGUGGCAUCAAUUACGGAGCAUGUUGAAUCCCAAGAUGCUGAAGCCAAAAGAAGUGUCUAAUUAUUCUCCUGCCAUCAAUGAGGUGGUGACUGACUUUGUGAAGAAAGUUAAGUGGCUGAGAGAAAACCAGGGCAGAGGGGUGAUGCUGAAUGAUGUGUCCAGCGAGCUGUACAAAUUCGCAUUUGAAGCAAUCUGCACAAUACUGUUUGAAACGAGGAUGGGGUGCCUGGAAGAAAAGGUUCCCGAGGAAACGGAUAAAUUCAUCAAGGCCGUGUUUGAAAUGUUCCGCCUCUCCGCGAUUAUUGUCUUCUUUCCAAAAGCUUUGUGGCCCUAUAUACCGCAGUGGAAACGAUUUGUAGCAGCGUGGGACUACAUCUUUUACAUCACUGAGAAGCUUGUCAAUAAGAAGAUAAGGGAGAUCCAGGAGCACGUUGAGAAGGGCUGUGCAGUGGAAGGAGAGUACCUCACGUACCUACUGGCCAAUAUCAAGAUGACUCCUUUUGAUGUGUAUGGCAGUCUGUGUGAGCUCCUGUUAGCUGCAGUAGACACCACCUCCAACACGACCUCUUGGAUCCUGUACAAUCUGGCUCGGGAGCCGUCUAUUCAACAGCAGCUGUAUGAAGAAGUGACCAGUGUUUGUCCCGGGGACCAAAUCCCCGAAGCGAAAGAUUUUGCCAACAUGCCGUUCUUGAAGGCAGUGGCCAAAGAGACUCUCCGGAUGUAUCCAGUCGUUCCUGGCAAUGCUCGACUUGCCAUAGAGAAUGGAGUGGUGGCCGGAGGAUAUUACUUUGCUAAAAAUACGCUCUUCCACCUGUGUCACUAUGCCGUUUCUCAGGAAGACAGUGAGUUCACUGAGUCCAGGAGUUUUCAGCCAAACCGCUGGCUUCGCAUAAACAAAGAGGAGAAGAACAAGCACCAUCCCUUUGCCUCCAUCCCCUUUGGGUUUGGUACCCGUACCUGCCUGGGCAAGAGGGUGGCAGAGCUGGAGAUGUACAGUGUGAUCUCACAGUUAAUCAAACACUUCGAAGUCAGGCCAGACCCUUCAGGGAAAGUGGUGAUGGCGAAGACGAGGACUCUGCUUUGUCCUGGAAGUCCCAUCAACUUGCAGUUCAUCGACAGGAAGUGAUGGAGCGACUGCCUGAAAGACCAUGUUCCCUGUCACACUGCUCACUGUUAGGACAUGGGGCUGAACCCUUCUGUUAAUUAAGCCAAGCACCCAGAGAAGCUCACCUCGCCUUCUAACCUGUUAAAGUGUGAGUGACAGGGAACUCCCAAAUUCCACUGUUUAAAGACAAUAAUAUCAACUUAUUCUUUAACUCUAAAAGUGAACACUAAACAACAACUAUUCACAACUCUAAGCCCUCCUUUCUCUUAACCGCUUAUUACCUGCCUCCAAAUCUAUAACAAUAUACUGUUCCGAUAAAAAAAACACGCAUCAAAAUUACACCAACGUAAUUUCCAAACCAUACAGCGGCUGAGGUCUCCCGUGUCUUUCUUCUUUCGGCCGAGGUCUCCCUGGUUUGUCUUCUGUCUUUUUUACUGUGAAGAUGUUUCUUGUGAAAAGGUACAUAGAACAUAGAAUGUUACAGCGCAGUACAGUGCCUUUGACCCUUGAUGUUACACUGACCUUGACAGUAAUCUGAUGCCCAUCUAACCUUCACCAUUCCAUUAUUAUCCAUAUGUAUGUCCAAUGCCCAGUUAAAUGUCCUUAAUGUUGGCAAGUUGCAGGCAGGCCGUUCCACACCCUUACUACUCUCUGA
Molecule: messenger RNA, 2090 nt
Organism: Chiloscyllium plagiosum (whitespotted bambooshark)
Lineage: Eukaryota; Metazoa; Chordata; Chondrichthyes; Orectolobiformes; Hemiscylliidae
Source: RefSeq, a predicted model, not a curated record